AUGGGUGACAGUUCAAGUACCGGAAAAAAUAUUGGAAUAUGGAUAUCCGAUAAGAAAAGUCACAAACUCAAUUGGAAGGAGUUAAUAAAAACAUGUAAUGCACAUGGAUACAAUAUUGUUAAGUUUGAUUUGGAUAUUCCUUUCGAAGACCAAGGUAGAAUAGAUAUAUUUCUUCAUAAAUUGACAGAUGUGAUUGCAGCUGCUGAUCAAGGUGAUGUUAAGGCAUCUAUUAUCAUAGGAAGAGUGGAGCAGUAUUUAUCCAACCAUCCACACAUCACUGUUAUUGAUCCUCUAAAUAAUGUGCGCCUUCUCUUGAACAGGUACUGUUAUUAUACAAUAUUACAAGAUGAGCUAUCAUUCCAAAACCAUGGCAUUUUUACCCCAGCUUUUGCUGAAUUUACAACUAGUGAUAUAGAACAAAAUGUAGAAAUAAUGAGAAGUAGAGGUGUAAAGUUCCCAGUUAUUUGUAAGCCGACAGUAGCUCAUGGCUCUAAAUUGGCACAUGAAAUGGUAUUGAUAUUUAAUGAAAGAGGCCUCAAUGUAUGUAAAGCUCCUUGUGUAGUGCAAAAUUUUGUUAACCACAAUGCUGUUCUACAUAAAGUUUUUGUUGUAGGAAAUAAGUAUCACAUUUCUGAGAGACCAAGUCUUAAAAACUUUAAUGCUUCUGAGAAUUUGGAUCCAAUAUAUUAUAGUACUGGUGAAGUUUGCAAAGCUGAUAGCAAUUCAACACUUUCAAUAUUAGACCCUCAUGAUAAGUCUGAUAUUAGGAUGACACUCGAUGAAGACAAAAUCAAGACAAUUAUAAGGAUUCUCAGAAGAAAGAUCGGCCUUGUAUUAGUUGGUUUUGAUGUAGUAAUAGAUAAUGUGUCAGGAAACCAUGCUGUUAUUGAUAUCAAUGUAUUUCCGAGUUAUGACAGUUUUCCAAAUUUUUUUGAACUUCUAAUAGAAUCUAUUGAAGAUACUGUAAGUAGAAGUGGCAAUAUGGAUAUUUCUGACGACAUUCUCGAAGAUCACACACAGAAUGGUCUUGUAAAUAUUGGUGAUAGCAAUGCUAGUUACAGUGUUAUGGGAAUGAAUAUAAAUUAA
This is a messenger RNA of Danaus chrysippus (African queen), 1086 nucleotides long. Lineage: Eukaryota; Metazoa; Arthropoda; Insecta; Lepidoptera; Nymphalidae. The record is from the annotation of a GenBank genome assembly.